Molecule: messenger RNA, 444 nt
Organism: Trichoderma breve
Lineage: Eukaryota; Fungi; Ascomycota; Sordariomycetes; Hypocreales; Hypocreaceae
Exons: 1
Coding region: 1-444 (147 amino acids)
Source: RefSeq, a predicted model, not a curated record
AUGAAGUUCACCACUCCAACCAUCCUCACACUCGGGUGCCUCCUCUCCAAGGCUGCCGCCGACUUCCACAUCGGCGCCUGGCUCGCCGGCGACAACCAGAUCGGCGGAGUCGAGUACAACGCCAUCUGCCCGUCCGACUACUGGAACUGCCAGUGCUUCGUGCAGGGUGACCGCCGGUACGACGUCUACCCGCGCAUCGGCGAGCUCGGGAGCGGCUACAAUGGCGACCCCACCUUCUGGUGGGCCAAGAAUGUGUGCGGCGUCAGCCAGCUUAACUUCUACUACCUGGACAGCGGCAUCGUGCAGGGAUACAUCGACGGCGGCGACGGGAGCGUGGUGGCCAAUUGCUACCACCAGUCUCCGGGCACGGAUGUGGAGUGUGAUGGGAAUGCGGGUGCUUGGUUGGAUUGGUGGGUUUGCUAUAGUUACAUUUGCAACCCCUAG